Molecule: messenger RNA, 564 nt
Organism: Guillardia theta CCMP2712
Lineage: Eukaryota; Cryptophyceae; Pyrenomonadales; Geminigeraceae
Exons: 2
Coding region: 1-564 (187 amino acids)
Source: RefSeq, a predicted model, not a curated record
AUGGUUGGCCGUGCAUCUAUCACCAUCCCCGUCGCUCAAGAGAUCUUCCGAUUCUCUCAGACCAACAAGGCCGAGGCAGGCCCCUUGGACAAGUGGGCCCCGACCCAAUCAAGCAAUGCGCUCGCAGCUCAGUACGGGAUAACAGCCAAGGCAGUGAGGGACAUCUGGAACAAGCGGACGUGGGUGCAUGCGACGCACACGCUAUGGACGGAGGAGGAGAAAAAUGAACACAAGGUCGGAGAAAACGCAAAAAUUCUCAGACUGAAGAUGCUGAAGAAGAAGAUGCAAACCAUGGCGAUGAGGCUCUCAGCGGCACAGAGCUCCGUACAUCGGACGAUCAAGGCAGCCAAGUGGAAGGGCGACAGGAAUCUGGAUCGAGCUGUUCAUUUAGGAGCGUUCCCCAAGGGGCUGGAAGGGAUCAUCGCCCUAGUGUUGGUGCAGCUACAGGCACGACGUUGUCAUGGGAAGGAGCAGCUUCACGGAAAUGUAUUGGGGAAUCAGGGGAAGAACAAUCUGAGUCUACAGCGCAGCAGGAGGAAUCGAGUCAGGGGCAAGAGACUCUGA